AUCUCAAUCUCUCACCAAAUGUCGCUCAGAUGCAAUGACAAGGAGAUUGGGAUUUUCGCAAUGUCCGCUGCACAUCCGGUCGACCACAGCGGCUUCUUGCAAAAGAAGGGCGAGUACGGAUCUGCGUUGCGGCAGCGCUGGUUUGUGCUCAAGGGCAACAUGCUCUUCUACUACAAGAGCAAGACAGACCGUGAUCCGAUCGGCUUCAUCUUCCUCGAGGGCUGCGCAUUCCGGUCGAUCGAGGACGCCACUGGGCCUUGGUGCUUUACCAUUGAAUGGGACGGGCUCGCGACCCGAACCUACCUGCUCUACGCCUGCGACGCUGAUGAUCGGAAGAGAUGGCUUGCAGUGCUCGGCAAGUCGAGCAUGCAGCACCUGCGGCAGGGUCUAGCUCGCCUCCAGCAGCAGAAUCUCCAGUUGCUGCAACAAUUUCAACAACACCUGGGAACAGGCACUACGUCGCCGUUUGCCCAGCCGACAGCGUCGCAACCGCAGCACUUCAACCAAGCACCCACUACACCAGAUGCGACACGAAGUCGGCAAGGGUCGGUCGCGGUAGAUCCCAUUUUUGACGACGCGAGGAUUGCCAAGGCGGCAGCGCAGCCGCCUGCACGACCUCCACCCCCAACAUCUCCCGCCGUGGCCAGUGCUGUCUCGGCAGCGCUAGUUGCGUCAGACUCCUCUGCCAACAAGCGCUCUUCCGGCGAAAUCAGCCUGACGGGGUUUGUGCCCAAAAAGUCGGGCUUCUCUGACUUGCACGCACAGCUCAGCUCAAGCUCCACCUCGCUCUCGGGGAAGUCGACCCGACCUGCUAGCAAUGAACCACUGUCUGAGGAGUCGACGAGCUCAGAGCCUGAGCAGCCGGUGCCACUCUCUCCGACAUCGAUCUCCCCUUCGGCUCCGACGAGCGCUGCUGCCUCGGCCGAGUUUGUCAUGAAGCACGACGCGACACCGGUGGUUGACUCGCUUCGACGCCAAGCGUCGGCCGGCAGCUCCACCCCGCCUGCGUCUGCCGCGACUGUUAAAGCCACUCAACGACAAACGUUUUCCGUUGGACCAGCAGGCGUCAUCCCUGGCCUCCCCAACGGGGGUUUCAGCCGAACCGACUCCACCCCAUCGACAGCGCCAGCCCUAGCCACUGCUGCCAGUGUUCCAACGAGCCAACCACUUGCUGCCGGGAUUGAACUCAAUCUGAGCUGUCUGGGCCUCAACGUCCAAGACAAGCAGCGCAACUCGUUUGUGCAGAUUGUUGUUGUUCUUCGAGCUGACUCUGGACCAGUGGAGCGAUGCCGCACCGAGUUAGUUUCUAGCAACCUUGCAAGUCCCCAAUUCCAAGCAAUGGCCGUUUUCUCGGGAAGCGAGCUGGAGGAGUUUGCAGACAUUGUGGUGCAGUUUGACUUGGUGCAGGUCGAAGGAAAGACUGGCGUGCUGCUUGGCAUGACUUCCAUCUCUUUUGCCCAGUUGACUCGCGCCGUCGAUGGCGUUUUCGACCUCAUUUUGACGCAUCCAGGCACCCGCGAUGUUCGCGGGACGCUUCGAAUUGUCAGCACCAUUCCAACGCGCCACGUGCAAAAGAACGAGCUGACCCGACGCCCAGAGCAGAGCAAGCGACCGCCAUCCGCCCCAACCUCUGCGCCAACCCUGGGCAAGAAAGACGUGUUUGCCACAGCUCAGCAGCAGUAUGCAGAAAUGGCGCUGGCCCUCGUCUCACCCCCGCAGUCCAUCUCGCAGCAGUACCAUUUCGAGUUUAGCUUUAAAAAGGCCGAAGGUGGAACCGACACUCGAAAGCUUGACGUGCUGGAGGAGAUGUUUGAGUCGCACUUUACCUAUUCCGUUCCCGUGCAGUACCUGCGACUGCUCAUUGACGAACACCAACGGCGCGUGCAUGAUUUGGAGGGCAUCGGCCGGCUUCCCUUCGAGGCCUGGGAGACUGCGCGUCUAACGCAGCUUGAGCAACGCGCCGCCCUGCUCAACUUUUGCCGCGAGCAGCUGACUCUCUUGGAGACGUUCCACGGCCCUCGCUUCAAGUCCAGCCGACUCAAGCGCGAGCCUCAGCUGCAAUUUGUUCCGACCAAUUGCCACAUCCAGCGAAUGAGUGUUGUGGAUGACCGAAAACUGCAGAGGCGCUACGAAACAGUCACGUUUGGCGCGCCCUCAGCUCAGGCAAUCGGUUUCAAGCGCGGCGGUCUGAAACGCUUGCUGCAACAACGCGACGAUGCUGCGGUCGUUGCCGGCUCAGGUGCACCCUCGGCCACAGCUACGACCGCUCCUGCUCUCUCAGGGGGUCUUGCGGGCGUUGCGAACGGACUCUUGCCGCCGCCCCUGCCUGUCGGUGAUUCCACGCCCACGGCUUUCCUCGCUACCGCCAAGCAACUGCUCAAUAAUGUCGAUAUGAUUGAGCGCGACAUUGACAGUCUUCGAGCAAAAUUGACCCACGCUGGUUACACGCCGGCCACUCUGGAGCAGCGCGCGCGUUUGCUCCAAGCGGCUCUUGCUCCGCUCACUGAGCGCGUGUUUCAUCUCAUCAGCAUGCUCGAGGCGCCCGGAGUCGAGUACUGCCACCAGGCUGCUCGGCUGCUCGACGAGCGCGCCGCCACCCAAACCCACCAGCGGAACGCGUCCAACCCGGAUGCGUUAGUGGAGACUGGCGGCCACAACAACCCUCGGUCCACCACCGCUGGGGCAUUGGACUCUGGCGCGGAUGCGCGCUCACGCUCCGUGUCUGUGCUCAACUCUGGGGCAAGCGUUGCUGUAUCCACAGCGCACGCCACAUCUGCCAGCCCCGACUCGACGAGUGCUGCACACCCGCGCACAGUGUCGGUCAGCUCGGCGUCGCAGCGGGCUUCGGAUCACAUUUUGGCAGCCCUUGAUCAGUCUGCGGCCGCCUCGAACGCGCAUCCAGCCGGGAAACAAUCGCCAGGACCUGGCGUCGACUGGGUUUCGGUGGAGCACCAUUUCACGCGCGAAACCGUGCCAGCCAUGCCGGCCAUCUUUUCGUCCGUGUUGGAUGAUGGAACCGAGACCAAGCUGCAAGAGCAGCUGCGCGCAGUCAACCACGCAUGCAAGGAUUUGAUGAUGGGCGACAGUUCUGUCGACACGAGUUUGCUCGAUCGCACGUCCGAUGAGCUGUGCGAGCUCAUGUCCAACGUGAGCAAGGGUGUGCGGGCCUGUCUGCUGGUGGUCAUGUCCCAAAUUGAAUCGCGCAUGCUCAACUUUAUGGAGCUCGUCCAACGCCGCGACGUUGUGUUUUCGCAGGCGCUCGCGAGCGCUGUCACUGGGUUUGUCUCGAUCCUUUCAACCCAUGGCGCCAAUCCCGUGUUUUUGGAGCAGCUCGAGCAGUUGGGGCUGCUCAUGCAGUUCGAGUCGCUGCUCAGCACUUCGGGCAAUGAGAUGGGCAUGCUGGAAGACAUGGUGGUGGGUGUUCAGGACUUGGCGCACAUUUCGUUCGUGCUGCAUUCUCCCACCUCUCCCGCUGCAUUGCUGCAUCAGCAAGGAAUUGGCGCAGUUGGCCAGCCGCAGCCAGCCAGUGUCGCUCUGCCAGUACCCACCGCGGUGGAGGACGAAGCCUGGACCGUCUGGCUGAGUGGCGAGCGCCGCGAGGUGACCGUCCACGUUCGAGUGAGCGAGUCCGUCUUCUCUCGACUGCCGCAAACGUUGCAGGAAGGUCGCCCCGUGCGAUUGGAGCCCAUCCUUUUCAGUCAGGGCGUGAAUGAAGCGCAAACACUGGCCAACACGGUGGGAGACGCUUCUCUGCAGCAUGGCAUCAACGACGACAACUUUCGCAGCCUUGAAAACUAUCUACAGCGCUACAUUGCAUUCCGAGUGGGCCAACACGCUCGUAGCACAUCCGCAAGCGCGACGGCUGAUGUUUCAACACUCGCGACUCUCGAUCACGACGUGAACGAAGAGCUAAAGCUGAUUGAUUCCAUUCGCGUUCAGCUCGCCGGAGCCAUGCAGCUGUCCAAGGGCAAGAACAUUGAGAUUCUAGUGCUUAGCGAACGGCUGGUGCGUCGCCUCAACGGCGUUCGACUCACGUCCUGCAAGAGCGCCAAGGAUCGCACGAGCAUGUCCGUGACUCUCGAGCAAUACACUCUCCUGCACGACGACUACGGCCUGAUUCCGAGCAGUCAGCAGCAAGUUCUCGAUGUGAUGCGAGGCCGAGGCACGCGCAUCAAAAACGCCGAAAAGAACAUUGGCGAGCAGCGGUAUGCAUUCAACCGCAUUCAACUUUUGACACUUCCCAAGCUUUACCGACCGCCAGACAACACUGCUGGUGCUGCCAUGUCAUAAAGUUGGGGUCUAGAGUUGUUUGGGACUUGUAGUUUUCGUUGCGACCUGCGUCACUUUAUUUUGUAAUAUUACACGAA
Molecule: messenger RNA, 4367 nt
Organism: Capsaspora owczarzaki ATCC 30864
Lineage: Eukaryota; Filasterea; Ministeriida; Capsasporidae
Exons: 4
Coding region: 19-4290 (1423 amino acids)
Cellular component (GO): cytoplasm
Molecular function (GO): phosphatidylinositol-3,4-bisphosphate 4-phosphatase activity
Source: RefSeq, a predicted model, not a curated record